Molecule: messenger RNA, 841 nt
Organism: Hipposideros armiger (great roundleaf bat)
Lineage: Eukaryota; Metazoa; Chordata; Mammalia; Chiroptera; Hipposideridae
Product: BRI3-binding protein-like
Exons: 1
Cellular component (GO): mitochondrion
Source: RefSeq, a predicted model, not a curated record
CUGGCCGCUGUCCCUCUUUUCUGUUCUGCAGUCUCGAACCUGUCCCAGUAUUUCAACCCAGCCUCGGUGGCCAGCAGCCCGACCCGCGCCCUGCUGCUGGUGGGUGUGGUCCUCCUGGCCUACUGGUUCUUGUCUCUGACCUUGGGCUUCACCUUCAGCAUCCUGCACGUGGCGUUCGGCCGCUUCUUCUGGGUGUUUCGGGUCAUCCUGUUUUCCAUGUCCUGCGUGUACAUCCUGCACAAGUACGAGGGGGAGCCGGAGAAUGCCAUCCUGCCGCUGUGCUUCGUGGUGGCCAUCUACUUCAUGACUGGGCCCAUGGGCUUUUACUGGCGUGGCAUCCCCAACAGCCCCAGCGUGGAGGAGAAGCUGGAACAUCUGGAGAACCAGGUCCGACUGCUGAGCAUCCGCCUGAACCGAGUGCUGGAAAGUCUCGACCGUGCCAACAGCAAGUGACAAUCAGCCAGCCGGCCGGGUCCCCUCACACCAGCGCCCUCUCUCAGAAAACAGAAAAGAAAAAAGAAAAAAAGAACACCAAACCCCAAACAAUCUUAAUAAACAUUUCCGAGCAAGAGAGCGGCGCUUGGUGAGGGUAUUUCCGGCCACAGGCAAACUCCUUAGGACGCGUUCCAAGAGGAACGGUGAGAUCAUUGACGUAGAACUACCUACGAAGUGUCAUUAGUGGAAGAAAUAUUUUUUAAACAAAGGAUAUAACCAUAUUAGCUGUACAGUCAGAGAAGUUUAUCUGCAUAGAGCAUAAAGUUAAUUUUUUCAAGCAUUUAAAUACAUCUUUUGUAAGGUUUUUUAAUAAAGGCAGAUCCGAGUCAAGUUUAUUAAAACUUUA